This is a messenger RNA of Helicoverpa zea (corn earworm), 3742 nucleotides long. RefSeq names its product major facilitator superfamily domain-containing protein 6. The transcript is spliced from 10 exons. Bases 332 to 2095 code for a protein of 587 amino acids. Lineage: Eukaryota; Metazoa; Arthropoda; Insecta; Lepidoptera; Noctuidae. The record is from RefSeq and is a predicted model, not a curated record. Gene Ontology annotation, cellular component: membrane. Gene Ontology annotation, molecular function: transmembrane transporter activity.
AUUAUGACAAGCAAGUUUAUCCAGUGUUCUGUUGUGUUUAUUCAGUAAAUAAUCUUCGAUUUAGCUGCGUCUGGGUUGUUAUCUUGCGAAAUUUACAAGUAUCAUUAUCUACCCGUCUCAUUACCUACUCCGAGCUCAUAAUGAUACCAUUUAGAUUGUUAACAGCGGUUUUAAGACAGAGAAAGUAGUUUAAUUAUAUUCUAAAACUUGUUAUAGUGAACAAAAAAUUAUGCCAUAAGCGUUCAUUGACCUUUCGCAGUGAAAAAAUAAUAUCGCGAUAUUUUUUUAAGUAGGCUGUAUGUAUAUGUGAGACGUUGGUGUUUAAAAAAAAAUGAAGCUGAAAAUAGACAGAGGACUUUUGCCUGUAAAGGCGCACUUUUUUUUCUUUUUCGCGGCACUGGGCCCGAUACUCCCCCAAAUCAAUGUGUUCGGCCGACAGCUGGGGGUGUCUCCCGGCGUCAUGGGAAUGGUGACGGCAGUGCUACCCUUGCUGUGGGCGGCUGCUAAGCCUCUGUUCGGUUAUGUCGUGGAUUUUUGGCCGGCCCACAGAAAAUUAGUAUUUAUGCUGCUUAUAACCAUAAUGACUAGCUCAUACUGUUGUCUAUGGUUUCUUCCAAUGCCUGAGCCCAAAGAUACGAAACUACUCGAGUCAGUCUACAAACUAAACGAUACAAUAUACCUAAAAACUUACACAAACAAUACAGUACUAGAAAAAUAUAACUGCCACUGGAAUUGCAGCGUGGCGGGAAACUUUGACGUCUACCUGUCAAAUGUGACAUUUGUCAACACGGUAUACAUAGACAACGAUGUGUCAAAUAGAUCGUGCUCAACAUUGUCUAUGGAUUUUGAUCAUAUCCAAGAUGGCGAUGUGACUUGUAUACCAAAAGAAGAUUGUAAUUUAUUAUGUUAUGAGAACGAAUAUUUAAUACAGGGUAAUAUUUCUAAAAGAAGCGUAGAGAAAUUAAAUAAUGAUAGUACUGUAGCCGAUUUUGGCAAGAAUGACAAUCUGACAGGUACUGUCGAGAAGAAAAGUGAGAGUUUCUAUAUGACAGCGACGUUUUGGGCGUUCGUGUUACUGACUUGUGUUGGUACAGUCGCGUUCAAUGUCGCUAACUGUAUUGGAGAUGCUGUGUGCUUUGAUGUACUUGGUGACCGCGGCUCAAAAUACGGCGCCCAACGAGCAUGGGGCACGGCUGGCUACGGGCUGACGGCGCUACUGGGAGGCUGGCUGGUGGACAGCGUCUCCGGGGAGUGCAAGGACUUCACGCCCGCCUUCGCAGUGGCCGCGGCCGCCACCGCCGCAGACCUCUACAGCUGCACCGCGCUGCGACUGCCAUCGCUGUCGAGUCCGGAAGACUCUGGCAAGGCGUUGCGCGAUGUGCUCAGAAUACCUAAAGUGAUCGUGUUCAUCUCCUUUGCGGUGGUCGCCGGUACCUUCGAUAGCUUCAUCAUUUAUUAUAUGUUUUGGUUUUUAGAAGAGCUAGCAGAGAAAACAGGACACACGGCUAAUAUUAAAAUAAUAGAAGGCGUUGUCGUAGCCGCCGAGAGUUUCAUCGGAGAACUGCUGUUUUUCUUCUUCUCUGGUAAAAUAAUAAAACGUUUCGGCUACGGCACGACGCUCACGGUGUCACUAUUCUGCUACGGCGUUAGAAUGGUUUGCAUAUCGUUUAUACAGAACCCGUGGCAUCUUGUGUUUAUUGAGGGUAUAAUGCAAGGUCCUACAUACGCGCUAUGCUACGCUACUAUAGUAGGCUACGCGGCACAUGUGGCGCCGGAGGGAUACUCCGCCACCGUGCAGGGGAUCGUGGCAGGGAUGGAUGACGGACUAGGCUUCGCAAUAGGUUCGCUAGUGGGCGGGCAGUUGUACAGCUGGGCGGGAGGCCGCGGCGCCUUCCGUGUGUUGGGCGGCGUGGCGGUAUUAGCGUCUGCCAUACAUGCUGGCCUGUUUGUGUUGGUCAGCAGGGAGAAAGCAGCCGACAAGGAACUAUCAGAAGGCAUCCCAGAAGAGGGCGAGAAGAUGUUACAAGAGCACAGUAGCGCCAUCUAUCAUCACACGACGGUACCACUCAACGGCGACGACAAAGUUGACAGGUAACGGAUUGCGAUAAGAGAUGGCGCCACUUGUGUGUAGAAGAUAUGUACUACCCGUGCCAAUAAAGAAUGGGAUUAGAAAUCGCGACAGCUGUAUUUACCUCUCGCUCAUACACUAUAGCACAGGAGCGAGAGUUGAAUACAGCUGUCGCGAUUUCUAAUCCCAUUCUUUAUCGGCACGGGUUGUAGAUAAUAAUAUAUUAUUGAUUGAUUAUUUUGUAUGUAUAUUAAUGUAUGAAGGGUACUUUUUUCACUGUUUUAUCAUUUAAUAAUUCAGUUCUUGAUUUAUCAUGUAAAUGAUGGUAGAAAUUCAUGAAAUAUUUAUUUAGUAGAUUUGAUUUUGUUAGGGAAUAAUUGUGUUUCGCGGUUCCUAGUCAAAGUCGAAGUCAAAUGUUUUUAUUUCAAAUAGGCCUUUGAAGGCUCCUAUAAAACGUCACACUAGUUGCACGGUUCCAAAAAGUUGAUCUUAUGGAGAAGAGCCGGCAAGAAACUCCAUAGACACUCUUUUUAAAAAGUAACAUGUUCACAAUCAUUCUAUUACAUAAUAAUAGUAGUAGUACUGGAAGUACCUACCUUUUUUUCUUAUUAUUUUGUGAUUUUAUACAGCCCGUGACUAUAACAUCGAUAUAAUUUUGACAUUCGUGAUACAAAUGUAUCAGUUUUUUAAGAAGGAAAUGAAAACGAACAAACUAACUAUGGCAAAAAUAAACGAUUAUAUUCUAUUAUAUGAUUGUUCAAAUAAGUGAAAAUCCUAUACCUAAUUACGGUGCAGUUAGUAUCUAACUAAAUCUACCAAUAAAUAGUUUAUUAAUUGAUGGCCUAAUGUCCAAACUCGACCAAAAUGGAGCGGAGAACCAAUAGAUUGUCUCCGUUCAGGGAUACUAAUGCCGUCCAAGACCGAUUGUCGGUCACGGUCUCAUAAAUUAUAAGGAGAUCAGCCAGCUGAGCAGAACAUAUUAUAGAGCACGAACAUUAGCUUGGACUGCGGUGCACUCACUAUUCCUUCACUCUCAUAACGCGAUGCGACGACAAGCCCACACCACCGGAGAGAGAUCUCAAGUACCAACGACUGCAACGUGCGAGACGAUGCAUGUAUAAUACUGAGUGGGCGGAGUCGAGACGUUUCAAUAGCGACAUUCUAUUGGUUGCUUAAAAACUUCUCUUUUGGUUUCGCUUUGGUUGUGUCUUGGCUUUAAAUAUACAUCUCAUAAUACCUAUUUACUAUUUGUAUUUAGGUAAAUCUUAGGCCUUAGUUCACUGGCAAAAAAAUAAUAAAAAAAACGGACUUUUAUGUUGAAACUUGGCUUUGAAAAGAUUUGAAACAUUAUUUUGGGCGUAAAAAUAUUAUUUAUUUUAACGUAGGUAAUCUAUGUAUGUAUAUAAGUACCUAUAUCAAUAAAUGUGCCAUUUUGAGAAACAAUAAUUUCCAAAAUGAAGUUUGAAAAAAAAAAGAAAUUUUAUCAAUAUAAGACAGAAUGGUUGUUGUAGUUGUUUUAAGUAUAUUUUUUGUUAUAAUUUUCCAAUAUUUUAUUACCCUUUUUGACUGAGUUGAACAUUUGUAAAAUAAUCUUGUUUUUCGAAUUAUCAAAUAGAAAUGAAAUGACUGAAUGAUUUGCCAAUGCUUUUUUUUAUAAAUAAAUUAUUAAUAUUA